CCGCCGUUCCUGCUAUUGCCACUUCGCCAGUGGCCCGGCGCCAUGCCACGCCACACACGCCACAACCCAUGGCGGACGACACGCCCACGAAACCCAGCAAGAAAGGUUCCUCCGAGCCCGCCGUCCACUACGACGGCGCCAAGGCCAAGGCAAAGUCCAAGGCCGUCGUCCACGCCGACGCCGAGGACGGGCAUGCCGGCGAUGCGGCGACGGCGAGUCUUGCUCCUGCCAACCGGACCCGGCUGCUGCGGUGCGCGUGCUGCGGCCUGGCCGCGCUCGCCGCGUUGGCCGCCGUGGUGAUCCUCGUCCUGUCGCUCACCGUGCUGAGGGUCCGGGACCCGGACCUGACCAUGGACUCCGUCACGGUGGAGCGCUUCCACGUGGGGUUCGCCGCCGUGCCCGACGGCCGCCCGCCACUGCGGAUCAACGCGACGCUGGCCGCGUGGAUCAUGAUCCGGAACCCCAACUACGCGUCCAUGUGGUUCGGCGCCAGCACGACGGAGAUUUUCCUCGACGGCGUGCCGGGCCGCGUCGGCCUAGGUAGCGCGCCGCCCGGGGAGGCGUCGGCGCGGGGCGCCAGCCGGGUCCGCGGCGGCAUGGACGUGUUCGUCGACAGGGUCGCGCCGGCCGUGGUGGGGGAGGUGCUGUUCGGCCGCGGCGAGGUGCGGCUCACGAGCCGCACGGCCAUGGACGGCAGGGUCAGCGUGCUCGGCGGGAUCUACGGGCGGCGCACGGUGCGCGUUGCCAUGCGGUGCCACGUCGUGCUGCAUGUGUCCGCCGUGGUCGUCGUCGCCGGCUUUCCUUCAUGCGUCGCGGAGUUCGGUCGCUGAUGCAUCUGUUUCUGUUCUGUCGUCAGUCUCUCUACCGUGCAAGACGAAUCUCACACAUGCGAAAAAAACUCUACAAUAAGAAUUUUAUUGCAAAAAAUAAAUCCCACAACAUAACCUAUGUUGCAAAAGAAAUCUGCAACAAAACCUCUGUUGAAAAUGUUUAUGCAAGAAGGUGUUUGUUGCAAA
This is a messenger RNA of Triticum aestivum (bread wheat), 1016 nucleotides long. RefSeq lists its product as uncharacterized. Bases 69 to 830 code for a protein of 253 amino acids. The record is from RefSeq and is a predicted model, not a curated record. The transcript has 2 exons. NCBI's taxonomy places the organism in Eukaryota, Viridiplantae, Streptophyta, Magnoliopsida, Poales, Poaceae.